This is a messenger RNA of Mixia osmundae IAM 14324, 3029 nucleotides long. RefSeq lists its product as uncharacterized. Gene Ontology annotation, biological process: DNA strand elongation involved in DNA replication; mitotic DNA replication initiation; double-strand break repair via break-induced replication. Gene Ontology annotation, molecular function: single-stranded DNA helicase activity; ATP binding; single-stranded DNA binding. The record is from RefSeq and is a predicted model, not a curated record. Lineage: Eukaryota; Fungi; Basidiomycota; Mixiomycetes; Mixiales; Mixiaceae. The transcript is spliced from 7 exons. The coding region runs from base 69 to 3029 and encodes 986 amino acids. Gene Ontology annotation, cellular component: MCM complex; nucleus.
AACGCGUCGCGUUCGACGCGCUUCACACUGAGCUAAAGCAAGACUUUGCGAGAGGCUCGGGUCUCAAGAUGGACAUCGAUAUGCCUUCUCAGCCUUCGAGCGAGCCCCGUGGCAUGCUGCCAUCCUCCUCGAUGAGCGGUCCGAACACGCCUCACGUCGGCGGACUGCAAAGCAGCGGUAUGCUGCCUACCAGCAGCGCAGGACCUCCCAAUGGCCGCACGCCUCAUUCCAUCCGUUCACGCGGUUCGACAGUCCUGCCCAGCCAAGCGAGCAGUGAACCUCUCUUCUUCCCAAUGUCUGAUGCAGGCUCUCCUGCUCCUCGACGCAAUAUCCGAGGCGACAUCCACUCUUCUAUGCCUCCGUCUACACCUGGCGCAGUCACGACCGGUACGCGGAACGUCGAGAUGCGCCCAGCGCCUCGUGCAACGCCCCAUUCUCGUCUGGCUAGCUCUGCACUGGGCGGCAUGUCAGAUACAGGAUCGGAUCGGUUGCUCGUGCCUACUGGAGCCGGUUCUCGUGCUGCUACUCACAACGGAUCGGAUGCCGAUCCUGAUGCUACCGGACCGCGUAAAGUCAUCUGGGGCACGAGUGUCGGGCUGGAUGAAGCCAUGACGGCCUUCAAGCUUUUCCUGAGCGAUUACAAGCCAAAGUAUCGCAUGCAAUGGGAUAGGGAGCAAGCACUCCUCAAUGGCGAGAUGGAGGACGAGGACAAGAUUGCUCAGCAACACGCAGCGUUGGACGGCGAGAAGCUACUCUAUGAGCACUAUAUGCGAACGAUGCGAUUGACGAGUCAGACGAAUCUCAACCUAGACAUGCUCAAUCUAGCUGCCUUUCCGCCUACUCGUAAGCUCGAGCGCUGGCUGCGAACGUAUCCGCAGGAAGUCGUCCCCAUGUGCGAUCAAGUCCUCAAAGAUGCAAUGAUCGACCUCGGCUGGGCUGAUCAGGCUUCGGGCGCAUACGGCCCAAUUACGGACGACGAGAUUUACGAAAUGAACUCCCGUAUCUAUAAGAUCCGACCCUUUGCUAGCACCGAGCAUGGCAGAGGAGAUCGCGAUCAAGCCAUGUCGACUGAUCGUCACAUCGGCGUCAACAUGCGCGACCUAGGUCCUGGCGACAUCGACAAGCUCGUCACGAUCAAGGGCCUCGUCAUCCGAGCUACUCCCAUCAUACCUGACAUGAAAUCAGCCUUUUUUCGCUGUCUCACCUGCAUGCACACCAUCACGGCUGAUAUCGAUAGAGGUCGCAUCGAAGAACCUGCUGCUUGCCCUCGCGAGACUUGCGGUCUCAAAGGCGGCAUGAGCCUUAUCCAUAACCGCUGCGAAUUCUCUGACCGUCAGGUCAUCCGUCUUCAGGAAACGCCAGACGCUGUACCCGAUGGUCAAACGCCUCAUACUGUCUCCCUUUGCGUGUACGACGAGCUCGUCGAUAUCGCUAAGCCGGGUGAUCGCGUCACAAUCACUGGCAUCUUCCGUUCUGUUGCCGUGCGAGUCAACCCUCGUCAACGCACGAUCAAGUCGCUUUUCAAGACGUACAUCGACGUCUUGCAUGUCAAGAAGACGGAUGCCAAACGACUUGGUCUCGAUACGUCUACUCGCGAAGGAGAAGGCCGGUUUGGCAGCCACGUUGGUGUCGGAGGGGAGGACGACUUUGAACGCGAACAAGAGCUCGGUCUACAAGAUGAGCUCGCCGAUGCGCCCGAUAAUGUCAGACAAAGCCGUGCACGUCAUCAGGAGGAACUCGUCGCACUCUCUCGUCGCCCAGACAUCUACGAGUUCCUGUCGCGUUCGCUGGCUCCUUCGAUCUGGGAGAUGGACGAUAUCAAGAAGGGUAUCUUGCUCCAGCUCUUUGGAGGCACAAACAAGUCGAUCAGUCGCGGCGGAGGCAGCGGUGGCCCUCGCUAUCGUGGCGACAUCAACGUCCUGUUGGUCGGUGAUCCCGGUACAUCCAAGUCGCAAAUCCUGCAAUACGUCCACAAGAUUGCUCCACGUGGCAUCUAUACGUCUGGUAAAGGAUCGUCAGCCGUCGGCCUGACAGCCUAUGUCACUCGCGAUCCGGAUUCGAAGCAGCUCGUCCUCGAAUCUGGCGCACUGGUGCUGUCCGACGGUGGUGUGUGCUGUAUUGACGAAUUUGACAAGAUGUCAGACGCGACACGAAGCGUGCUACACGAAGUGAUGGAGCAGCAGACAGUCUCGAUUGCAAAAGCGGGCAUCAUCACGACGCUCAAUGCCCGCAGCUCUAUACUUGCAGCAGCCAAUCCAGUCGGUUCGAAAUACAAUCUGCACUGGCCUAUCACGAAGAACAUCGAUCUGCCGCCUACGCUCAUCUCUCGCUUCGAUCUGCUCUAUCUCGUGCUGGACAGAGUCGACGAGACACAUGAUCGUCGUCUGGCCAAGCAUCUCGUCAGCCUCUAUCUUGAGGACAGGCCCGAGACGGGUGGAAGCGACAUCAUGCCUGUCGAACAGCUCACUACCUAUGUAUCGUUUGCUCGCAACCACAUCCAUCCUCGCUUGACUCAGGAAGCGUCAGACUUGCUCGUCAAGAACUACGUCGCCAUGCGCAAGGCAGGCAUCGAUCCUCGUUCAUCCGAUCGGCGCAUUACCGCCACCACGAGACAGCUCGAGAGCGGUAUCAGAUUGAGCGAGGCGCACGCACGGAUGCGAUUCUCGGACACGGUGGAUGCUGAGGACGUAGAGGAAGCCUUCCGCUUGAUUCGGGAGGCGCUCAAGGAGUCAGCAACGGAUCCCAUCACAGGCUUGCUCGAUCUCGACAUGCUCAACACGGGCCACGGCAUGGCCGCAACUAAGCUGCGCAACGAUCUCAAAGCGGCUAUACUUGUCCUUCUCGAAUCUGGCGACAUCGACAGAGGCAUGCGCUGGGGCGAUCUUGCAAAAGCCAUCAAUGACCAGAGCAGCGUGGCUGUCGAGCCCACGGAGCUCACGGAUAUUGUCAAAUCGCUCGAGACCGAAGGCAGCGUGCGUGUGACUGGCGACCGAGAUCGCCGUACUGUCAGACGCAUCUUCACAGGCUAG